Molecule: messenger RNA, 1015 nt
Organism: Lotus japonicus
Lineage: Eukaryota; Viridiplantae; Streptophyta; Magnoliopsida; Fabales; Fabaceae
Product: probable transcription factor KAN4
Exons: 6
Coding region: 56-880 (274 amino acids)
Molecular function (GO): DNA-binding transcription factor activity; DNA binding
Source: RefSeq, a predicted model, not a curated record
CCCUCCCCUUCCUCUGCCAUAACUCACUCACCUCAAAGAGAAAAACAGAACUCAAAUGAAUGCUCAAGCUGAGUACUCUUUCAAACUGUCCCCAACUCAAACUGGGUCUUCUUCUUCCACUUCUUCUCUUGUUAGCAGUGUGGUUGAUAACCCUUCUCAUCAGCUUCCUGAGAUAAGCCUGAAAACACCAAUGGUUAGGCCUUAUGUUCGAUCAAAAAUGCCUCGCCUUCGUUGGACUCCAGAUCUCCACCGUUGCUUCGUGCAUGCAGUUCAAAGGCUAGGAGGAGAAGACAGGGCCACACCAAAGUUGAUUUUGCAGAUAAUGAAUGUAAAGGGGCUUACUAUAUCUCAUGUUAAAAGUCACCUUCAGAUGUACAGGAGCAUGAAGCAGGAGCAGUUGAGUCAAGCAGCAAGGAAGAAGGAUAUGGCACCUGCAGAUUUCUCCUUCCGACAGAAUCCUCUUCACCUGAGGACUAGUGGAGCUCCUCAACGUACGGAAGAGCAUUCCAGCACACAACCUCAUCAAAGGAGUCCUUAUGAGAAGGAAUCUUACCAUGGAAACCAAGGGAGUGAACCAAUUAUAAUUUGUAAAGGCGAUGAACAGAAGAAGACGCACUCGUACAUCAGCUUUGAGGAUCUUUUCAGAAGCCACACCACUGUCCAGGAGAGCACAAAUCCUCCCGAAAUGGUGUCACUAGGAGGUGCCUGUUACAAAAGCAACCAACAAAGAUUCGAAGAUGUAAACAAGAUAGGAGAGAGAGCGGAUGAAGACAGACUUUCCCUGUCAUUGAACUCAAGAGGUUUUCAUCCAUUAUUCUCCAACCGGAGCGAUCCAAGUCCAGACAAAAAUGAUGUCUCUCUUGAGCUCACGCUCGCUUAGAAUCAUGCAUAUACAUAAGAAUCAAGCCUUGUCUCAUUCCUAGCUAUAAUUAACUUCAAUACAAAAUGUGAAUGACCUUUGAAGAAUUGUAAUAUUAGCCCCAAUUCAGUUCAGUUUACUUUGUAUGUGCCCAAC